Trichoplax adhaerens is the source of this 1545-nucleotide messenger RNA. RefSeq lists its product as uncharacterized. Bases 1 to 1545 code for a protein of 514 amino acids. The transcript is spliced from 2 exons. NCBI's taxonomy places the organism in Eukaryota, Metazoa, Placozoa, Uniplacotomia, Trichoplacea, Trichoplacidae. The record is from RefSeq and is a predicted model, not a curated record. Gene Ontology annotation, molecular function: UDP-glycosyltransferase activity.
AUGGUAGUCGGCUUGUGGUUGGUAAUGAAUGCAAUAGCUUGUGUUCAGCUUUCAUCAGCAGCUAAAAUUGCCAUAGGUGCUUCAUUUUAUCAUAGCCAUACUCAAGUUUUAGCUGCCAUCGGUGAAGAAUUACAUAAGAGAGGCCAUUCAGUCACUGUCAUCACAUCUACAGCCAAUCAUUUUGUUGCUGGAAGAGGUUACAACAUCCUAUUUUAUGAAACACCAGUUACUCAACAUGAUAUUGGUAGUUGCACUGCUGUGGCACUCAAGAAGAAUGAUGUUUUCAUUACCACUUGUAUGAAGCAUUUAAUCGAUGAUAAUAAAGCAUACAUGAAUGAUGAUAGCUUACUACAGCAAAUCAGAGCUGAAAAAUUUGAUGCUAUCGUAUGCGAUAUCGCUUGCUAUCCGUGCCAUGUCGUAUCGGAAGCAGCCGAAAUUCCAAUUCAAAUUGAUGUCUCAACCCUUGGUUUCGUGGAUCCAUUCGUCAGUAUUCCAUUUCAUAUACCAGCUCCUCUCGCUUACCUUCCAAGGAUGGGCUUAGUCGCUACCAAUAAAAUGAACUUAUAUCAGCGUACUAUUAAUGUUGUCAUCAGUCCUUUAAUCAUGACAUUUCUCGACAAUUUCAUAUUUGAUUCCCUUUAUAAAGUGGUCAAUAAGAGCAAACUCGGUUUGCAGGCGGUACCUAAAUUUAUUGAUACAAGAGCUACAUUUCUAAUUGUUAAUGGCGAUUUUGCAAUUGAUUAUCCACGUCCACUGACGCCAACAUCCAAAAUGGUUGGUCCUGUCCUACCAAAGCCUCCUAAAUCUUUGCCACCACACCUGGAAGAGUUUAUCACAUCGAAUCCUAACGGUACUAUUGUGGUAUCAUUUGGUACAGUUGUAACAGCUGUCAAAUAUGUUAUCGAUAUCCAAGUACUUUUCAUGGCAUUUAGUUUAUUACCUUAUAACGUCAUCUGGAAGUAUACCGAGGAAGUUCCCAAACAGUUGCUGACCUCCAAUAUCAAGAUUGUUAAAUGGUUACCGCAAAAUGAUUUACUAGGUCAUGCUAAUGUGAAAGCUUUUGUAACUCAUUGCGGUUUAAAUAGCAUCCUAGAAGGUGCUUAUCAUGGCAAACCAAUGCUAGGGAUGCCAGUCGUUGGAGAUCAGAUAGCUCAUGCCCAAAAAAUUAUUGCCAAAGGUGUUGGUGUCGUCUUGGAUAUCAAAUCAGCAACAGUGAAAGAAAUUCAUAAUUCAAUUGUCAAAAUUACAACAGAUAAACAAAUUCUAGAUAAUGCUGCCCAAGUCUCUAAAUUAAUUAAGAAUAGACCUAACGGUAGGACACCAGUUGAAGAGGCUGGCGAUUGGGUUGAAUUUGCACUCAAUUGUGAUGGAGGAAACUAUCUAAGGACAGAAGAAUAUAAUUUAUCUUGGUAUCAGCUAUAUCUAUUGGAUGUUUAUGCUGUUAUUGCUAUCAUGCUGUUUAUAUUCGUCAAGUUAUUAAACUUAGUAUGGAUGGGAUUUGCCUGGCUUUGCUGCCGCAAAGGCAAUAAACUGAAAGAAUCAUGA